AUGCCAGAAGACAACACACAUCAAUCCAUCCUCAUUCUCGGAGGCGGCUGCUUCGGUCUAGCCACGGCCUUUGAGCUUGCACAAAAGGGCUACAAAAACAUCACAAUACUCGAAAAGGAUGUUGAUGUGCCGAGUCGGUUCUCAGCAGCUUAUGAUCUUAACAAAGUCAUCCGUGCCGAGUACGCUGAUGACUUCUACACUCAAUUGGCCCUUGACGCAAUUCGCAAAUGGCAAUCAGAUCCUCUUUACGCACCCCAUUACCACCAAACAGGCUUCCUCAAUGUGACAUCAGGCAAGGCUGCACAAAACACAAAGGGUGCCGUGGAAAGCUAUUUCCAGUCUCUCCAGAAUAAUCCUGCUUUCAAUGGCCAAACCACCCGUGUCAACAGCAGUCAAGAGAUCAAGAAGCUCGUUCCCAAAUUCACAGGCCCUCUCACAGGUUUCAAGGGCUAUCACAACAAGCUUGCCGGUUAUGGUCACUCAGCUAAUGCUUUGAGAGCGGUUUAUGAGGAGUGCGUUAAGCUCGGUGUGAAGUUCCAUCUAGGCAAGAAGGAUGGCGAAGUUGACUCUUUGCUAUACGCAUCAAGUCGCGAGGGCACAAGGUGUGUCGGAGCUAGGACUCGUGGAGGAAGCAUCCAUACUGCUGAUAAGACUAUCGUCGCGUUGGGCGCUGACGCUGCCAACCUUCUUCCUCGAGUCGGGAAGCAAAUGACUGGUCGGGCCUGGGGCGUUGCGCACAUCCAGCUUACAGACGAAGAAGCAGCCGACCUCAAGGGAAUCCCUGUUACAAAUGUGCGCGACAUGGCAUUUUUCUUCGAACCUGAUCUCACAACCAAGAAACUCAAGUUUUGCCACAUGGGAGGUGCUUAUACCAACUACUCCUUCACCAAAGACGGUCUGUCAAUUCCCUUCCCCGAGUUGUCUGAAUCACAAUUCAUGCCCCUCGAAGACGAAACAUACAUCCGCCAGCUUCUGAGAGAAGUGUUCCCCCAACUCGCAGACCGACCUUUGAUCGACCAGCAUCUUUGCUGGUUCGCGGACACGGAUGACUCUGAUUUCAUUAUCGACUACGUCCCAGAUACCAAUGCCACUUUGGUUGUUCUUAGUGGAGAUAGUGGACACGGAUUCAAAAUGAUGCCUAUCUUUGGGCAGUUUGUACACAAGCUGCUUGUUGAUGAGAGACAGGAUCAGCGAAAAUGGCAGUGGAAGGGUGGAAAGGCAAAGGCGGCAGCUGUAUGGAGGAGCAGUGAGAGUCAAGAGCUUGCUGGUGUUCCUCGAGCCAAAUUGUGA
Fusarium pseudograminearum CS3096 is the source of this 1290-nucleotide messenger RNA. RefSeq lists its product as uncharacterized. Gene Ontology annotation, molecular function: sarcosine oxidase activity; flavin adenine dinucleotide binding; saccharopine oxidase activity. The coding region runs from base 1 to 1290 and encodes 429 amino acids. The transcript has 2 exons. The record is from RefSeq and is a predicted model, not a curated record. NCBI's taxonomy places the organism in Eukaryota, Fungi, Ascomycota, Sordariomycetes, Hypocreales, Nectriaceae.